Physella acuta is the source of this 2445-nucleotide messenger RNA. RefSeq names its product carbohydrate sulfotransferase 9. Gene Ontology annotation, cellular component: membrane. The record is from RefSeq and is a predicted model, not a curated record. Gene Ontology annotation, biological process: carbohydrate biosynthetic process. Gene Ontology annotation, molecular function: sulfotransferase activity. NCBI's taxonomy places the organism in Eukaryota, Metazoa, Mollusca, Gastropoda, Physidae.
UCGCCACUUAGGUACCACAUUCAUGGGUGUGGGUGUGGGGACUAAGUCAAUUUGAUACCGUAUUGCUGUCUCGCAUGUUGGCGUCUGUGUUUGGCAGUCGUCAGGUCUCCACGUGGCUUAUUGACAUACUGUUACAAAAUGACGCGGCAUCUUCACUAAAAGACAUUGUGCUGACGGAAACAGAUCUAGCAUAUUGUACUGAAGGAAACAGAUCUAGCAUAUUGUAGGGACAGCAUCACGCAUGACUGAUUGUGUAAUGAUGCUGUCUGUGUUUAUUACGAACCUGCAAAUGACAUCACGUUUAUAGAGUGUUUGGUGAACAAGUUUACAUACGCAUACAUCAACAUAGUGAUGAGAAAUGAUGCCGACAAUCUUCUACAGAGCUGAAAAAAUUUUACAGAACUGAAACAAUUUUACAGAACAGAAACAAUUUUACAGAACAGAAACAAUUUUACAGAGCUGAUACAAUUUUACAGAACUGAUACAAUUUUACACACGUAGAUCAAAUAUCAACUCCCAGCGCAGACUCAGUUUCGCCACAAACGGAUAUCCUACACCCGGACUAAUCCCGUAUAUCUGUUCGGAUAUUUUUUAUGGAUUUCUCUCGGGGACGGUGUAAAGGAGUGUUAUGUUGCCUUUAUUAAAACGUCUAGUUCGGGCCAUAAGGACCAAACCAAAGUUCAUCGUCCGUUAUCUGGCUGUAAUGGUGGUCUGUGGGCUAGGUCUCAAGGUAUACAACAGUAGCGGACAAGGACCAGUUUUCUACGUGGAGUUUGUCAAACGACACCCAGACGAUAUCCAACAUGGAGAGCUGACCUUCGUCAAGGACGAUCAACUAGAAAACAUGAAAAUGGAGACUAAAACACGGCCGUAUGAGAACCAUGUAAAAACUACCGAAAUACCACCUCUAACUACCAAAUCACGUCAAACCACCAAAACACCACAUCCAACGACCAAGCUGAAACCACCCAAUGUGAACCAGAGAACGACCCAGCCCCAACGGCCGAAGAACGUGCCACAUCCACCCAUGAAACAGUUGACCCAGGCACCCAACAAGACUCCGCCACCAGCCAAAACUGACGCUGACGUCUGGGAGAGCAUGUCCAGCAGAAGAAAACUCGUGGAGCAGACGUGUGCCCGGGGGGUGGGUGUCCUGAGGGAGCCGGUCAUCAACCACACCCUCGUGUCCAGGAUGCACCACUUCAUCUACUGCCCCGUGGAGAAGACGGCCUCGACCUUCUGGAGACGCUUCCUGUACCAGCUGGAGUUCACUGACCCUAUGCAAUCACCUUUUGACGUGAGCGUCAAGACGGCCUAUGACGCCAUGACGCUACACCGCCUGCAGGUGUUUGAGAAGAAGUCCCGCCUCCAGCUUCUGCUUGACCUGUCCACCAAACUGCUCUUCGUCCGCGACCCCUAUUCCAGAAUCUUCUCCGCCUACGUCGACAAACUUUUGGCGCCUAACCCAGUCUUCUGGGAGACGUGGGGCGUUCCGUCCGUCCGGCUUUACCGGAAUAAUUGCGGCUCCAGUUGUGGUGAUGACGUGACAUUCAGCGAGUUCGUGAGCUACACGCUGGACCACGAGUGGGGGUACGAGCCUCACGUGAUGCCUAUUUUUAGACUGUGCUCCCCGUGCUGGGUCAACUACACGAUCGUCGGCAAGAUGGAGACCUUCCGGCGGGACACGCGCCACCUGCUGACCUACUUACAGCUGAACGAGAGCCGGCUGGGCUUAGAGAGGCUCCACGACGACGUUGUGCGAGACGCUGUCGAGGACUCGGUCAACGACGCCAUGAGCGAGGCGUGGCUCAACUCCAGCUUAAAAUGUACCGACAAAAUCGGCGUCGCUAAGCGGAUUUGGCGCAAACUUCAGAUCCGAGGUUUGAUUAGUUGGAGGCGAAACUUCGACCUUGACCCUAAAUACGUAGAAACCAUGCAAGGCGAGGAUUACAUCAAUAUUUUGAAGCAAUCGCUAGGGGCGUCAACUGACGUGCAAGAGCUCGCUCUACAAAAAGAACAGGCCAAACUGGAAGCCUUCAGCACUCUGACACAUGGCCAGAUUUCUAAGCUGCAGGAGAUUUACAUGCCAGAUUUUAAGCUUUUUGGUUACGACGAGGAGACUUUGGUCGACCAAUUAAAAAAUAUACAAAACACGAACGCUCUAGAUUGGACGAAGAGUUGGGACAUGGAAAAAGUUAUUUCUAAAAAUAGAUAAUGUUUGUGUCCACCGAACAAUUAGUGAUAUUAUUUAGAUCUAAAUUAUAUUAGGGCCUAUAAUCUGAAAAUCACAUCGAUUUUUUUUACUUAUUUUUAAAACCGCCUCUGCCAUGAGUAUAGUUUAAAAUUAUUCCGAUAGCUUAGUGUCGAGACAUGUCGAUUACUAAACAAACAUAAUGAUUAACAAAUAUCUUCUCAAAACAACUAAGUUAACUUGUAAUAUCUUAU